Panthera uncia (snow leopard) is the source of this 2598-nucleotide messenger RNA. It is a transcript of the gene ENOSF1, whose product is annotated as enolase superfamily member 1. The record is from RefSeq and is a predicted model, not a curated record. The transcript has 12 exons. Gene Ontology annotation, molecular function: L-fuconate dehydratase activity; magnesium ion binding. The coding region runs from base 864 to 1763 and encodes 299 amino acids. Lineage: Eukaryota; Metazoa; Chordata; Mammalia; Carnivora; Felidae. Gene Ontology annotation, biological process: amino acid catabolic process; carbohydrate catabolic process.
UUCUUUAACAUUAUAACGUUAAACAAUUAUAAUAGUGUUGCAGUAUAAAUGAGAUGGAUUUCGUGGAUUACUUGCCUUUUGUAAAGCAGCAAAUAUAUUCAGAAUUGUCUGUGGAUCGCCAUAGUGAUGGUAAAGUAAAACCCCAGUAAACCCUAAUAUUUCUUUUCUGGUAUUUGAGGUAACAGCUGGGUGUGCCCACACACAGUGGUCCAUGGGAAGCACUGAGUUUGGGUCCUGCCUCCCCCACUGUGGAGGCUUCACAUGUAAUGCAAAUUCUCUGAGCCUCUGUUUCCCAAUUAUGAAAAGGGGAUAAUCAUCACUUCUCUGAGAACCUCAUAGAAUUGGUUGAAAGACCAAAUGAUAAAAGUGUUUCACAAACUCUGAAGAGCAAGAUGUUAUUAUUAAGAUGUCAUCUGGUCACUUUGAAUUUAGAGUGUUGUGGUCUCCAUUAUCUGAUUCCGGAAGAGAAGGAGCCAAACGCUGAAGAUAGAUACCUCUGUGUUUCCUUCUUCCUUGUCCUGUUUGUGGCAGGGAAGAGUGCCUGCCAGGGGAGGAGGAAAAAAAGCUGGGCAAUGGGCAAGUUAAGGAGGGUGACUUUCAGACCCAGGCAGACCUGGCUUUGAAUGUGGGCUCCUCUACUUUCUGGCAGGUUGACCUGAGGCAUGUCACUUAAUCUCUUUGAGCAUCAGCUGCCUUAGGGUGAUGUCUUAUGUGGUCACUAAAAUCCUGGUAGCCAGCAGAUGAAGGCCCUGUUAUUAUUUGACAUCACCAUUUGGGAAAAACAAAGAACACCUUGGCUUUGAAGACUGUUGGUCAGCAGACAUCGUCUCUUCUCUGGGAGAAAGUAAAGACAGGACCCCAGGAUGCUGUUAUCCUGCAUAGAUUUCAGGUACAUCACAGACGUCCUGACUGAGGAGGAAGCCUAUGGAAUACUGCAGAAAGGUCAAAUUGGCAAAAAAGAGAGAGAAAGGCAAAUGCUGAUGCAUGGCUACCCUGCCUACACGACAUCAUGUGCCUGGCUGGGGUACUCGGAUGACACGCUGAAGCAGCUCUGCACCGAGGCCCUGCAGGACGGCUGGACCAGGUUUAAGGUAAAAGUGGGUGCUGAUCUCCAGGAUGACAUCCGUAGGUGCCGACUCAUCAGAAACAUGAUUGGACCCGAGAAGACGUUGAUGAUGGAUGCCAACCAGCGCUGGGAUGUGCCUGAGGCAAUAGAGUGGAUGUCAAAGCUGGCUGAGUUCAAGCCACUGUGGAUUGAAGAACCCACCUCCCCUGAUGACAUUCUGGGACAUGCCACCAUUUCCAAGGCAUUGGUCCCACUAGGAAUUGGUGUCGCCACAGGAGAGCAGUGCCACAAUAGAGUCAUAUUUAAGCAGCUUCUCCAAGCGAAAGCCCUGCAGUUUCUCCAGAUUGACAGCUGCAGGCUGGGAAGUGUCAAUGAAAACCUCUCAGUGUUGCUGAUGGCCAAAAAGUUUGAAAUUCCCGUUUGCCCCCAUGCUGGUGGAGUUGGCCUCUGUGAAUUGGUACAGCACCUGAUUAUAUUUGACUUCAUAUCAGUUUCUGCAAGCCUUAAAAACAGGAUGUGCGAAUAUGUCGACCACCUGCAUGAACAUUUCAGGUAUCCAGUGACGAUCAAGAAGGCUUCCUACAUGCCUCCUAAGGAUGCUGGUUAUUCAACAGAAAUGAAGGAGGAAUCUGUAAAGAAACACCAAUAUCCAGAUGGUGAAGUCUGGAAGAAACUUCUUGCUGCUCAAAAUAAUUAAAUGUUCAGCCCCAGUACUCUUUCCUUUUUCAAGUAAAAAGGCUUAAAACUUUUUGGGUAUGGUUUUACAAAAACGGGGGAAAAAUCACCCUAGCAAUCAAAACAAAUUCAGCUGAAAGUCCUGUUGACCUCAGGAAUCAGCUCAGUCAUCAUUAUUACUUAAUUCUUUUAGCAAAUAAACAUAUAUUCUCCUUAUUAAUCCUUAAACAAAUUUAGAUUUAACUCAAAAUCCAGAAAGAUGUUCUUACAAAAUUUCUAUCAAGUGCUGGUACCUAGACAUUAAACUGCACUUUGAAAAUAAGCAGCAGGUUAUUUAAUUGUUGGAACAAUGCCUUAUUCUAUCUAACAUCUGUCAGAAAUUAGCAGGGUAAAAAAAUAGUCCUGCAGUGCCAUGUGUGUGUCACGAAGGUAACUGGUGUGUAACAAAGGUAAAAGGAUUUCACAGAUAAGCCCUGGAGUGGUUUAGCAUUUCUAUUCUUGCUCAGUCUAAAUCUAUCAGUAGAGGAUUCACACGAUACUGAAACUAUGGCAGCAGUAAUGAGCAUGAAAAUGGCAUUUCAUGUAUUAUUUUUCCAUAACCCUUAAGUAAACCUUUAUCCUAAAUGGUCAUUAAAUGCUAAUGAUAAAAUGCAGCCAGAAUUAGAUGAACUGCAGAAAAACAGGGCAAAAUACAGUUUAGUCAGCAUUUCUAAAAUAUACUAACCCUCUAAGCAGGAUCCAAACGAGAAUACAGCAUAUGUUUAUUUAGGAGGGUUCAGUUAAAUCUAUUUUAGGCAAGCAGUGAGCAGAAUGGCAAUACAGAAUAAAAAAAAUUAAAAAACAAAACACCAGAUGAA